This is a messenger RNA of Cricetulus griseus (Chinese hamster), 1419 nucleotides long. NCBI's taxonomy places the organism in Eukaryota, Metazoa, Chordata, Mammalia, Rodentia, Cricetidae. The record is from RefSeq and is a predicted model, not a curated record.
AUGCUGGUCAUUCCCAUUUUCUCUCCCAUGCUCCUGCAGUAUGUGGCCUUUGCCUCCCUAUUUUUCAUCCUCAUCUCCAUCACCACCUUCUGCCUGGAGACACACGAGGGCUUCAUCCACAUCAGCAACAAGACGGUGACGCAGGCUUCUCCAAUCCCUGGGGCUCCCCCAGAGAACAUCACCAAUGUGGAGGUGGAGACAGAACCCUUCUUGACCUACGUGGAAGGCGUCUGUGUGGUCUGGUUCACCUUUGAGUUUCUCAUGCGUGUCACUUUCUGCCCGGAUAAGGUGGAGUUCCUCAAAAGCAGUCUGAAUAUCAUUGACUGUGUGGCCAUCUUGCCCUUCUAUUUGGAGGUGGGCCUGUCAGGCCUCAGCUCCAAAGCUGCCAAGGACGUGCUGGGCUUCCUGCGUGUUGUCCGCUUUGUUCGAAUCCUGCGCAUCUUCAAGCUGACCCGCCACUUCGUGGGCCUUCGUGUACUGGGCCACACGCUCCGGGCCAGCACCAACGAGUUCUUGUUACUCAUUAUCUUCCUGGCUCUGGGGGUCCUCAUCUUUGCCACCAUGAUCUACUAUGCUGAACGCAUUGGUGCCGACCCUGAUGACAUCCUGGGCUCCAACCACACCUACUUCAAGAACAUCCCCAUUGGCUUCUGGUGGGCCGUGGUCACCAUGACCACCCUGGGCUAUGGAGACAUGUAUCCCAAGACGUGGUCUGGGAUGCUGGUCGGGGCACUGUGUGCCCUGGCUGGAGUGCUGACCAUUGCCAUGCCGGUGCCCGUCAUCGUGAACAACUUCGGCAUGUACUAUUCACUGGCUAUGGCCAAGCAGAAAUUGCCAAAGAAGAAAAACAAACACAUCCCCAGGCCUCCACAGCCUGGCUCACCCAACUACUGCAAGCCUGACCCCCCUCCUCCACCCCCACCCCAGGUGACUGUGGUUGGCCCCUACCCACCUGGACCCCACACACACCCCGGGCUGCUCAGGGGUGGUGCUGGGGGACUGGGCAUCAUGGGAUUGCCUCCUCUGCCAGCCCCUGGUGAGCCCUGCCCACUGGCUCAAGAAGAGGUGAUCGAAACCAACAGGGCAGUAGACCCCCGUCCCAAUGGGGACCCUGCAGCAGCUGCACUGGCCCACGAGGACUGCCCUGCCAUCGACCAGCCAGCCAUGUCUCCAGAAGACAAGAGCCCGAUCACUCCGGGAAGCCGGGGUCGCUACAGCCGGGACCGAGCCUGCUUCCUCGUCACUGACUAUGCCCCUUCCCCCGAUGGCUCCAUCCGAAAAGGUUACGAGAAGUCCCGCAGCCUGAGCAGCAUUGUGGGCCUGAGCGGGGUGUCCCUGCGCCUCGCGCCCCUCGCCACUCCCCCUGGCUCGCCCCGGGCCACCCCCCGGGCUCCCCCAACCCUGCCCUCCAUCCUCUAG